GUCGGUAAAUUAAGGUUCCCACUUGAAUCUUGUUGGUAAAUUCAACUUUUCCAAUGUGAUUGUCACGCCCCAAAACCCGAAUUCGAGGCGCGACAGACGCCGUGCACUCGUGAGAGAGUCUCACAAAUGCAUAAGGUUCGGAACUUAUCCAAUUCACAAUCUGAUACCAUCAAAAUCUGAAGACCAAAUUUUAAAAUUUGCUCUGAUAUUAUAAAAUCUCCAAAUACACUCGAAUUUACAAGAUCAUGAUUUAUAUCUAAAAUCUAUAUCAAUCUCGAAAUGGCUAGCCUUCUAACUCGUCACUUCCCAUUUCUGGGUUCCAAAUCAGGUUCUUGGACAAGAAAAGAAGGGAAAAAUCAAGCUCUCUACCGGUUUCCUCAAGGCAUGGCUGGGUUUCUUUUUUUUUUUCUUUCGGGUGGCUGCAGCAGGGUCGGGAAGAGCAGAAGCACGCGGGGAAGAAGAAAGAAGAAAAAGGAGAAAAUAUCAGCCAUCCUUAUCCAAUUCUCCUCUUUUAAGCCCCUGAACUUUCAAAAUUUUGGCUAUUAAGCCUAAAACAAUAUUUCCUCUCAUAAAAGUCCUUAACUCACACUUGUUUAUUCUAGAAAUUUUGGGAUAUCACAUCCACCUCUCCUAAAAAGGAGUUUUGUCCCCAAAACUCAAAGUGGGGAUCAUUUUGAGUGGUGAAUGGCUUCACACAAUCUAAGAUAACAAAUGCCCUACUCACUUUCUAUGAACAGAUAUGGCUUACUACGCUUCCGCUGCGCCACUCUGAUAACAAACCACAACGAAUCCUAAAAGCAGAACAUUAAUUACUUAACAGGGUUUACCAUGAAAACAAGCUACUGGAGGCUGGGGUGACAUAGGAAGCACAAGGAAUAGAAAUAAAUCCUGCCAAAGCCACAAAAGAGCAAUUGUGGGGUUACGCUACGAACCCAACACAAGACAAUUGGCAAGAAUGGCAUGGAUUUAAAGACGAGUACAACAAAACUUUGAACUCUAUCAAAGACGGAUAAGCAUCCGAUGGAUAUAUGGAUCAUGAAUGAAUGAACAAGUGCAUGGAUGCCUUAUAAAUUCUGCCACAAAACAAGGUUAACCAAUAAGCAAGGUCAUGUUUAACAAAGCAACUGGAAUCAAGAAACAGAUUUUAGCAAUUAACAAGAGUUAAAAGCUAGGACCAUCAAAAGACAUGUAAGAAUCUCAAGAAUUGCAACAGAAUAAAAUCAAUGGAAAAUAUGAAUGCUUGGAAGAAUACUGGAACAUAAGAGUGCAAGGUAGAAUGCCUCAAAAAUUCAGCAACAAAACAGCAUUUACCAAGAAUCAAGAUCAAAUUUAACCAAGCAAUCAAAAUUGAGAGACAAGAGUUAACCAUGAAACAAGCAAUAGAAUUCAAGGAUUAGG
This is a messenger RNA of Rubroshorea leprosula, 1398 nucleotides long. Lineage: Eukaryota; Viridiplantae; Streptophyta; Magnoliopsida; Malvales; Dipterocarpaceae. The record is from the annotation of a GenBank genome assembly.